UAUGGCAACCGCACUGCCGUGCUGUUUUUAAGCAAACCUGUGCUCCGGCGGGGGGAGCUCUUUGGUUACUAGGGUUACACAGAAUGAGGCGGCUGUGGAGAUGCCUGCUCUAAAACCUCGGGGGGGAUGAGGAGGGCAGAAAACGCCAACACAAAGAAAGAGUCCGAGGCCCUGUCGGAGAAUGUUUCCAGCUCCUGUAACAGCUCCAUGGAUCCAGCCUGGCAGAAAUGUUAGUGUUCGGCCUGGUUCGUGUGAAACGAGCCUCCGGUUCGUUUUACAGAAAACGGACACCAUGAAGGAAGUGGAUAAUGUCCAUCACAACACUGAAAGUCUGUCUUUGGAGGAGAAAGUGCAGAUGAAACAGCUCGGUGUCCACCAGCCGCAGGAUGUUGGUAGACCCCAAACAGCUGCAGAUGUUCGGCCCUUGGAGGUGAUGAAAGAGAAGGUUCCCUGGAGCCCCAGUACGGAUCAGCAGAACCCAGAACCCGUUCACAUAAAAGAAGAAGAGGAAGAACUCUGGAUCAGUCAAGAGGGGGAGUAUCAUUAUGGGUUGGACGAAAACGAGUACAGCCGACUCCCAUUAACUGUUAUCGUGAAGACUGAAGAUGAGGAAGAGGAACCUCAGACUUCACAGCUUCAUCAAAGCCAAACUAACGCCAGAGAGUUUGCCAGAGAGGUUGAGCGUCCAACCAGCAGCUUUAAAUGGAUCAAAAAGGAAACUGAUGGAGAGGACUGGGGACGGCUGGAACUGGUUAGGAAACCACGUGUUCCAAGACCAAAGAGUGGCGCGGAGGGUUUAGACACCCCCGAGACUGAAUUUAGUGAAGAAGACGAUUGGCAGGAACCUUUGUCAGAGACCGACUCGGGGUGUAAGGGAAGCGGAGCAACAGAGUUGGGAGCAGGCAGCGAUAACGGAUGCAGCGCUGUUAAAAAGCCGUUCAGCUGCCCAGAGUGUGGUAAACAGUUUCUGUACAGGCAGUCUCUGAAGAGACACAUGAGACGCAACAUAGAAAAAAGCUCCAACUGUUCGGUUAAUCUGAAAUGUUCCGAAGUGAAGCAAAGUGCAGAUUCAAAGACCAAAGUCCAUACGGGGAAGAAAAACUUCAGCUGCGAUAUGUGCGGAAAAACUUUCAGAGAUCAUUUCAGCCUGAAAUCUCACAUGAGAGUCCACUCUGAGGAAAAGCCCUUUGGCUGCGAAAUUUGUGCCAAGUGCUUCAAGCAUGAGCACAACCUGAAGAUACAUAUGAGAAUCCACACAGGAGAGAUGCCGUUCAGCUGCGAAGUUUGCGGUAAAAGGUUUAAGCAUCAGCACAAUCUGAAGACGCACAUGAGAAUCCACACUGGGGAGAAGCCUUUUGUGUGCGACAUCUGUGGCAAAAGAGCAAGACACCAGAACAACCUGAAGACGCACAUGAUAGUCCACAGAGGGGAACGACCCUUCGGUUGUGAUCUCUGUGGCAAGAAGUUCAACCGUAAAACGAGUCUUAGGGCGCACAUGACGGUUCACACGGGCGAAAAACCGUUUGCUUGUGAUAUCUGCGGUAAAAGCUACAAGCGCAAAACGCACCUUCGGACUCACAUGACCGUCCACAAUGAAGAAAAGCCUUUUGGUUGCGACGUCUGCGGUAAGAGGUUCAAUCGUAAAACGCAUCUCGGGACGCACAUGGCGGUCCACACCGGCGAGAAGCCUUACAGCUGUGACUUCUGCGGUAAAAGGUUCACCCGGAAAACGCAUCUAGAUUCCCACAUUACGGUUCACACAGGAGAAAAACCUUUUGGCUGCGCCGUGUGUGGGCAAGAAUUCUCCCAGCAGGGAAGUUUAAACAGACACAUGACAUUACACUUGGGAUAAAAGCACAUUUAGAGAAAAAACCUGGAGGUAAAACCUAAAGCUAAUUUCUUCACUUCCAUGACAGAGGUGGCUUGUCUUAUUGUAUGCCUUUUUUGUAGAUUUUGACUUUAAUUACUACAAGUAUGAGCUUUAUAACUCUAACUGUGCGAGAGGAUGGAGAAGCUGAGCUAAGAUGCAUUUACCCUUGGUUGGUACUGUUCAGAAACACCAAGUAAAUCAUGCUCAUUGUUAAUGUCGCUCCUGUUUCAAGCAAAUUUGUUUUUUUUUGUACAAUUUGUAACUCAUCUUUGGUAGCGUAACACACAUGAUGAGUUGGAGUAUAGAAAUAAUUGUUAGCUAUCACUUUGAGGUAUUUGGUUCUCAAAGCUCUUUAAUCUUACCAAUGAAGCAAUACUUUGCUAAAUGACCACCAGCACACCUACUUGACAAAUCAAAUCAGAAAUUGAAACCAAAAUUAUUGGUUAAAGAACAUGAAUUUAGCAUUUAAAGACUCUAAGACUGAAAGUAAGUUGGAGUAAGGAGACAUAUUUUUUCUAUUUUGGUGGAUUCAAGUUUCUGACUAAUAAGUUUAUGCACUAGUAUAGUUUGGCAGAUCAUGACCAACUGAUUAUCCAGUUGUAAAAAUGACUGAGCCUAACAGUCACUUGUAUACAUACAUAGAUGUAUUUAUAUUCCUGGGUUAUUAUUUUCACAUACCUUUUAAAUAUAAAGCAGAGAAGCAGAAUAUGACCAAGUGCGUUUAUGAAAAAAUGUCAGUAUAUGGAUGUCUAAAGCAUAUAAAUAAGUUGUAUUUGACUUAAAUAAACUUUGUUUUUC
Poecilia latipinna (sailfin molly) is the source of this 2668-nucleotide messenger RNA. RefSeq names its product gastrula zinc finger protein XlCGF57.1-like. NCBI's taxonomy places the organism in Eukaryota, Metazoa, Chordata, Actinopteri, Cyprinodontiformes, Poeciliidae. The record is from RefSeq and is a predicted model, not a curated record. The transcript has 2 exons. Bases 182 to 1852 code for a protein of 556 amino acids. Gene Ontology annotation, molecular function: DNA-binding transcription factor activity, RNA polymerase II-specific; RNA polymerase II cis-regulatory region sequence-specific DNA binding. Gene Ontology annotation, cellular component: nucleus. Gene Ontology annotation, biological process: regulation of transcription by RNA polymerase II.